AUGACAACUGAAAUGAGACCAUUCCUUUGCGAUAGCAUCGACAAGUCAUUAUUACGAAGUGGACCUCACCUGCAGGAAGUUAUUUUCAAUACUCCUGGCACUCUGGUAGAAGCUGACGCUGAAAAUAAAGUUGAUGUGUUCAAGGUUUUGGUCGAAAAGUUGAACAAUUACUUUACACCAAAGCGAAAUUCAACGUUCGAGCGGCAUCUGUUUAGAAGCAUUGCGCCAUUGGAAGGAGAACCAUUUAACAAAUUUGUAUUGCGUUUAAGACACCAAUCCUCUAAAUGUUGUUUUGGUGAAACCAAAAGUGAAAUCGAAGACAUUGCUUUGAAGGACAAAAUUAUUGAUUCUUGGGCUAGCGUAGAUUUAAGGAAACGUCUCCUUGAAAAGGAGCAAAGCUUAAAUGAAAUUAUUGAGACGUGCCAGAUUAAUGAACAAAUCCAAAAGCAAUCGCAAAGCAUGAUUUCUAAGCAGGAUAGUGAAGUGGUUAAUAAAGUAUAUUCAACUAUGCAAAAGGGUAGACGAGGAGGUGGUGAGUGUUCCAGAUGCGGUCAACUUGGUCAUGUGAGUUUUGACACAAACUGCCCGGCAAAGAAAUCGAAAUGUAACAAAUGUGGGUUAGCGGGGCACUAUGCUCGGAAAUGCAAAACUAAAGGCUUAAAGCGGAAACAUGAAGAAGCGGGGUCGGGUACCUCAAAACAAAGGAAGUUUCAACCAUCAAAGGUAAGGUGUAUUGGGAAACUCGAAGACGAUUUUUCAGACAACUCAGGUGAAUAUGAUUGUCUUCAGGUAGAAACUUCUACGUUAAUGAAUGAAUUUAUAAAAUGCAACAUCGGGGGGCACGAAGUCACUAUGAUUAUAGACUCGAGCUCGCGGUUUAAUUUGUUAAGUCAACAAGCCUGGGACGAAUUAGAAAGUAGCAAAGCAAUUAGGUGGAACAUUCGCACUGAAACUGUAAAUCAAUUUAAAGCAUACGCGGCCAAUCAGCUUUUGAAAGUUCUGUAUGUUUUUGAGGCACCAGUGGGGGUCAGAAAACAAUCAGAAAAGAUCGCCACUUUCUACGUUAUUAAAGAUGGCAAGCAAUCUUUGCUUGGUCGCGAUACUGGCAUCCAGCUUAAAGUAUUACAAUUGGGUCUGGGGGUGAACAACGUUGAGAUGAUGAAGGCGUUUCCUAAAAUUUCAAAUGUAAAAAUCAAAUUGUCGUUGGAUCCGGCCAUAAAACCGGUUAAGCAACCAGUACGUCGUAUCCCAAUUGCACUUGAGAGAAAGGUCGAAGACAAGUUAAACGAAGCACUAGCCAAAGACAUUAUUGAGCCGGUUACGGGGCCAUGCGGUUGGGUUUCACCAAUUGUUGCUGUUUUCAAAGAGGGUGGAGAAAUACGCCUAUGUGUGGAUAUGCGUAGGGCUAAUCAGGCGGUCUUGCGCGAAAACUACCCACUCCCAACUUUCGAUAGCAUCAUGACAAAGUUAAAGGAAGCCAAGUUCUUUUCUCGCCUAGACCUCAAAUGGGCUUAUCAUCAAUUGGAGCUUGAGGAAUCAAGUCGUGAGAUUACCACUUUCAUAACCCACAAGGGAUUAUUUCGCACCACAGGGACAGCUCCAACAGAACUCAUGUACAAUCGCGUUAUUAGAGACAAAAUACCUGGAAUACACGACAUAACGGAUGAUAUGCUGGACUCGGCAGCUAGAGACCUCGACAUAAUGAACAAGCAAAAAGGGAAAGAGAAAGGGGAUAUGGCAAGGAAAGCAAAGCCGUCCGAUAUAGCUCCGGGGGAUAAAGUACUACUUCGAAAUGUCGUUUUCUCACAUAAGCUAACACCAACGUUUGACCCCACGGAGUAUGAGGUCUUAGAUCGGGAUGGAAAUGAAGUUACAGUGAUGGGGAAUGGGAAAUGA
Messenger RNA from Anastrepha ludens (Mexican fruit fly), 1896 nucleotides. RefSeq lists its product as uncharacterized. NCBI's taxonomy places the organism in Eukaryota, Metazoa, Arthropoda, Insecta, Diptera, Tephritidae. The record is from RefSeq and is a predicted model, not a curated record. The transcript is spliced from 3 exons. The coding region runs from base 1 to 1896 and encodes 631 amino acids. Gene Ontology annotation, molecular function: nucleic acid binding; zinc ion binding.